Syzygium oleosum is the source of this 1099-nucleotide messenger RNA. RefSeq lists its product as uncharacterized. The coding region runs from base 1 to 477 and encodes 158 amino acids. The record is from RefSeq and is a predicted model, not a curated record. Lineage: Eukaryota; Viridiplantae; Streptophyta; Magnoliopsida; Myrtales; Myrtaceae. The transcript has 5 exons.
AUGGCCGUCGCCGCGACCGUGGCCGGCACAUGCCCCAGGGCCGGCGAGUUUGUUUCUCCGUUUUGCUUCUCCGUUGGCUUCGUUCAUCUCUCGGUCUCUCCCUCCGUCUCUCGUCACGACCCAAAGGCACCACGCUCUGCUUGCUCCCUUCCUCCUUCGCUCUGCUCUGUCUCUCCGUCCCUCUUCGCGACCUCGCCUCCUUCGAUCGAAGCUCGACCCCUUUUUGUCGUCUGCGUCCGACUCAGGAAUUUCAAGGAACCAAAGUGCCGGUGUCUCUCUUCGCGACCAAAUAAGCAGCGGCCUCCACCGUCGCCUCGAGGAGCCCAUCGGCAACUCCGGCUCGUUGUUUCCGUCCGACGAGCGAAGAUCUGCUGGAGAGGCUGCUUAAGAUGGUGGAUGGCUUGGAUUUUAAGGAUUUUGUGGCAUUCUUGUCUGCUUUUAGUGCCAAAGCUAGCAAACAGCAGAAGAUUGAAUUGAUUUUCAAGGUGAACGAUUCGGACUGUAAUGGAAUUCGAAUAUGUGAUCCCUUUCGGAGAAGACCAAAAGGUGUACCAAAUACUAGAUUGAAGAGCAUCGGGGAGAAGCGAAAGAGAAAAGCCUCUUCAUGUGCACGAGUCACCUUACACAAGGUAUUAUAAUAGCUUGUUUAACGUAAAAGAAUGAUUGCAUCUAUUUUUGACAGUUUAUUUAUAUGCACUUCUCCAUUAUGAAAAUGGGUAUAAGCAACAAAAUGCAUGAAAUAAUUCCGGUACUGUCACUUUUUAUGCGGGAUUGAUCUUCAGUAAAAGUCUGCGGUCAUUAGAGAUUGAUCUUCCUUCGGCAAGCAAGUUCAAUGUGGAAGCAAUUUGUGUAUCUGAUCUCCAAGGAUUUGUUUUUGUUAGGAGAAUAUUUGGUUGUUAACAGAUUAGUAGUUGUUUUGUUUUUAGGUUCUAUUUACAAGAGUCCCUUUUUGGCGAUUAAGUUACUGAUUGUAGAUAUUUGGUUUCUUUUGUAUCUAUCCUCUAUGGCAUAUCGAAGGGAUGUAUAUAUGCACAUGAUGUCGGUUUUAAUUCUCUCCCUCUUGGGGGCUUUAAUGGAAGGGUUGGUCCACUUCUUAUAA